AACAAGAUGACCACCACCACCACCACUACGACUAUACGAGGUGAAUCCAUAUUUCGCACACAUUUCAUAUGUUGGCGAAUUUUGGGCUUUCUACCAACGGAAAAAUAUCGUCAACUCUAUAUUGCCUAUUCGAUACUUGUGAAUAUUAUCAUAACGGUGGGUUAUCCAUUACAUUUAAUUGUUGGUCUAUUCAAGAGUACUACAAUGUAUGAUAUAAUCAAAAAUUUGGCCAUUGCUUUGACCUGUUUGGUGUGCUCCAUUAAAACUGUGGCGAUUUGGUUGAAAUUUAAAAACAUAACAAAUAUGUUUGACAUUAUAAAGCGUCAGGAUCAACGUAUUAGUUUGGCGGAAGAUGAGGCUUAUUAUUACAAAAAUGUGACAUUUAAGAAUGUACGCCUGGUAUUGUAUACAUUUGUUAUAUUAUGUAUUGGUUCGAGUUCGUUUGCUGAAUUAAUGGUGUUAUGUAAUGGUUUAAUGGGUAGUUGGGAAUUAAUGUAUCCCGGUUACUUUCCAUUCGAUACAUUUUCUAGCACAAAAUUGUACGUAGUGGCGCAUUUGUAUCAAUAUGUUGGAGUAUCAUUUCAAAUUUUGCAGAAUGUGUUGAAUGAUACCUUUGCCGCCAUGCAUUUGGCUUUGUUGAGCGGCCAGAUUCAUGCUUUAAGUAUGAGGGUAGCCAAAUUGGGUAGGGAUGUUAAGAAAUCCCAGGCCGAAAAUAAUCAGGAGUUAUUGAAGUGUAUACAGGAUCAUAAGGAUAUAUUGAUCUAUCACAGCAAACUACAGGAUGUCAUCUCCUUCUAUAUGUUCCUGCAGAUUCUCUUCACUAGCAUAAAUUUAUGCGCUACCAUCGUAUUUAUCAUUCUAUUUGCCACCGAUUUCUUUACCAUGUUAUAUUAUUUCUUUUACUUCUUAGCCAUGACUGGUGAAAUUUUGCCCGUUUGUUAUUAUGGCACUAUUAUGGAGGAGGAAUUUCAAAAUUUAACGUAUGCUUUAUUUUCCUCAAAUUGGAUGGAUCAAGAUGUAGUAUUUAAGAAACAUUUACGAAUUUUUGCCGAAACUACGAAAAAGCCUUUGUAUGUUAUGGCUGGUUGUUUCGGCAUCAAUUUAAAUUCAUUUAUAAUUGUUUGUAAAAAUUCGUAUUCGUUGUUUGCUCUAAUUAUGAAUAUGAAGCAGGAUGAGCGUAUAUGUUUGGCCAGAGAUGAAGCCCGCUAUUAUAAAAAUGUCGUUUUUAAGAAUGUACGUUUCGUAUUUAUAAUGUUUCUAAUAUUGUGUGCUGUCGCAGGUUCGUGUGUCGAGUUAUCGACGUUAAUAAAUUGUUUAAUGGGCAGUUGGCGUUUAUUGUACCUCGGCAGUUUUCCCUUUGAUCCAUUUGCCAGCACAAAAUUAUACAUUGUGGCACAUAUUUAUCAACUAGUAGGCGUGUCAUUUCAUAUUUUGCAGAAUAUUGUACACGACACGUAUGCCGCCAUGCAUUUGGCUUUACUAAGUGGCCAGUUGCAUGCUUUAAAACCAGGGGCACGCAUUACCGAAAGAAAAACAAACAAAAUGAUGAUCACAAUUCCCCAAGUGGAAACUAUAUUUCGCUCACAUUUCAUAUACUGGCGCAUAUUGGGUUUUUUACCAACGGAAAAGUAUCGUAAACUCUAUAUAGCCUAUGCCAUCUUUAUAAAUAUUACGGUAACAUUGGCCUAUCCGAUACAUUUGAUUAUAGGUCUAAUCAUGAGCUCAACUUUAUAUGAAGUAAUCAAAAAUCUAGCUGUAGCAGUAACGGUAUUAGUGUGCAGCAUUAAAACCAUUAUAAUGUGGUUGAAAUUUCAGAAUAUCGUUAAUAUGUUGGAUAUAAUAAGGCGGCAAAAUAAACGUAUUUCUUUGGAUAAAGAAGAGGCCAGCUAUUUUAAUUAUGUGGUUUUACGAGAUUUGGAUCGUAUAUUGAAAAUGUUUAUUACUUUGUAUACAGCUGCGGGGGUAUUUGCUGAAUUAUCGGUUCUAGGAAAUGGUUUAUUGGGUGGUAGCUGGUAUCUGAUGUAUCCCGCUUACUUUAUAUUUGAUCCCUAUGCUAAUACAACUUUAUAUAUUGUGGCUCAUGUUUAUCAAUUUUUAGGUGUAUCCUUUCUUAUACUACAAGAUAUAGUCAAUGAUUCUUUUGCCACCAUGCAUUUGGCUUUAUUGAGUGGUCAGGUACGUAGCUUGAGUAUGAGAAUAACGAAAUUGGCUGUAGACCCCAAAAAGUCUCAAUUGAAAAAUAAUCAAGAAUUAUUGGAUUGUAUAGCAGAUCAUAAGGAUUUAUUGGAAUAUCGCCAAAAAUUGGAGGAGGUGGUCUCUUUCUAUAUGUUUAUUCAGAUACUUUUCACUAGCAUUAAUAUGUGCUCUACCGUGGUAUUUUUGGUACUCUUCACCAGCGAUCUCUUUACCUUGAUCUAUUAUUUUGUUUAUUUUCUUUCGAUGGCUGCCGAAAUUAUGGCUGUAUGUUAUUAUGGCACUGUUAUCGAGAGGGAAUUUCAGAAUUUAACUUAUGCCAUAUUCUCUUCAAAUUGGUUGCAACAGGAUAAAGUAUUUAAGAAAAAUUUAAAGAUUUUUGCCGAGGCCACCAAAAAGCAUUUGUAUAUUAGAGCUUGGCUGUUUUAUGUCAAUUUGGAUUCGUUUAUAUUUGCCUGUAAAAAUGCUUAUUCGAUGUUUGCCUUAAUAAUGAAUGUGAAGUGAACUUUAUAUUGGACGUAAAA
This is a messenger RNA of Lucilia sericata (common green bottle fly), 2717 nucleotides long. RefSeq lists its product as uncharacterized. Gene Ontology annotation, molecular function: odorant binding; olfactory receptor activity. Gene Ontology annotation, biological process: detection of chemical stimulus involved in sensory perception of smell; sensory perception of smell. Gene Ontology annotation, cellular component: plasma membrane. The record is from RefSeq and is a predicted model, not a curated record. NCBI's taxonomy places the organism in Eukaryota, Metazoa, Arthropoda, Insecta, Diptera, Calliphoridae.